Messenger RNA from Alternaria atra, 1581 nucleotides. RefSeq lists its product as uncharacterized. Lineage: Eukaryota; Fungi; Ascomycota; Dothideomycetes; Pleosporales; Pleosporaceae. Gene Ontology annotation, molecular function: zinc ion binding. The transcript is spliced from 2 exons. Bases 1 to 1581 code for a protein of 526 amino acids. The record is from RefSeq and is a predicted model, not a curated record.
AUGACACGCAGACCGGUACCUUCACCUAGCCCUUCCGUACAAUCCAACCCGCCCCGUCCGCCAAAAGUACCAUUACCCGGAGGCCCUUCAGACUUGCCAGCUCCAAACAGCUCCCGUAGCUCUGUAAACUCUGCGCCAGCAAUAUUUCAGUCACAUACAACUGUCGGUCAGGAGCAUCGUGAGAGACGGCCUUACUCAUCCUUCAACAUUAGCCAUGCGAGAGAAGCUGUCUCACCAGUUCCGUUCAUAUCAAGCUCAACUUCUGUCCCACAGCCCGCUCCUCCAGCCACUCAAAGUUCAACCCCCCAGCCUAUUCCUCCGGUCAAUCAUAUUCCAAAUCUACAGCCUACUCCCCCGGCUAGUAGUACUCCAGCGCCCUCAUCAAGUUCUGCCCCCUCAUCAGCGCCACAGAACGAAGCAGAAGAGGUUCCCGCGAACACUGAAGUAGUAGCUAUGUGCGACGCCUGCUUGAACAACAUCUAUUGCUCCCAGAGCCGUUUCCAGUGUACGGAGUGUUACGACUACGACUUAUGUUUAUCCUGUUUCCAGAUUGGUCGAGUAUCCAAGUCCCAUAAGAGUAGCCACGCUGUGCGCCACAUUCUGAAGACUGAGGUGCUCAAACAAGAUGACUUCAUACCCCCACACGACGACGUUAAUCCCGAGAAAAGCGUGGACCAAGUGAAAACUUUCAUCACCUUGGAACCGGAUGUCAAUCGACCUGAAUGUGAACUACGCUGGCAUUUCCUCCAUGGAACUGAUAGCCAUCUCCGAUACCUCACAGCAACCGCCGAGCCCGGUCACUAUGCUGCGCAUCUUACUAUUCAGACUCGCUUAUCAGGCUCUCUGACUCAAGCCGGGAAAGAUGUUCUGAAGCAAGAAGGACUAGGGUAUCUUCGCAUUGGGCUUGGUACCUUGAGAAAUAAGAAACAGUUCUUCCGAUCGCGAUAUCAUGAAGAGUCUUUUCAGUCUCUUGUAUUGGAAGAAGGCCAGAUAAUUGACAAAUUGCUCAAUAACUACUGGUGGACUGUAGUCAAGCUGCCAGGAGGUGGUGGGCCUGUCGAUAUACAUGCUGAUUGCGUUUUCCCGGUAGAGACUCCUGAGGAUUUGGGGCUGAUCAUCCAGUGGUCUGGCAUCAGGGCGUUCGAAAGCGGCAAUGAGGCCACCGUAUCAAUCAACGUUACAGAUAUUCGCCUCUACGAUAUACGGGACUUCACUGAACCUUUGAAAGUGCCUCCAGAGCAGCCCCCUCCGCCGCCUCCCGCUGCGUCUACACCAGCGGCCAAAAUCUCCACACCCGCUCUGCAUAGUCAAGCAGAAGAUGAGCCCGAAGAGGACAUUACAGCGGAGGAUCUUCUCUCCGCUCUCCUUCAAAUCCAGCAGAGCGUCGAAGAUGCACGACAACGAGCGCAGCUCGAGAUGGCUAUCAAACAACGGCUGAAACAGCAAGAAGAGGAAAGGCAAAGUGCAGUACUAGGCUAUAUGUUCGCCAAAGCCUUACAGGAGCAAGCUAUAUUAGAGCAAGAGCGACGGGAACAAGAGGAAGCUAGGAGAUUUCUAAAUUUAAUGGGCUUUAACGUUUGA